UUCGCUCUUUUCUCUAUUCUUAAAUUUCACUUAUAAUAAUAUGCCGUCUUCGCUGGAACUUGUAACUUGUAGCUGUCGUGCCUUUUAUUUUAUUCAAGAGUUUAGAGCUUCCUUUUCCCCUCUAAAUGAUGACUUUAUCUUACGAUCCUCGCUCAGUCUGGAUGUUAGGGUUGCUAAUUCAUGAAAUAUGUGUUAUUGAUUAAGUUUGGACUUUGUUUAAUCACGUGGACCAUUAGAGUUGGUGAACUCUUCUUUUCCUCACACUACUUAGCUUGAUCUUCAUAGAAGACUUGCUUCUUUUACCUUGAGAUGGGGGGAAACAAUGGAAAAAGACAGCUGCCAAACCAAUGCAGUGAUGAGUCCGUCGGAUAUCAUCUCUAGAACUGGCUUACUUUAUGUGAUUGGCCGUCAGCAUUUUCCUUAUGAUCUUCUGAUGUUAAGUCAACGGAACAGACUUUUUCUCUUCAAUUUUAGUAGUUUAACCGCAAAUGUUGCAGACUUGCUGGUUUUGGCUGGUAAUCUGAAGGUCAAUGUCAUGGAUGAUGGUCCUGCAAAAUUAAAAUUCAUCCCUGAUCAUUUUCAAGUUCCAACAUCAAGUAUAGAAUCUCCUGAGAGCAGAACAUCAUCUAUUACAGAACCUGGAACUGAUCAAUCUCCAAGGUCCUCGUGCCAUCAACGGACUCGAAGAAAAUUAAGGAGGGCUUUCAUGUUAAACUUGUUUACUCCACGGCGGCUGUCAUGGGGUUCCAAUACUGGAGGUCAGGAAAAGGUUGAGCUAACAGCUGCAGAGUUAGAGUCACUUCGAUUGGAGCUUGCUGAUAUAGAGGAGAGGGAAGCUCACUUGAAAGCUCAGUUGGAACAUAUUGAUGAAGUUUUGCGGUCUGCUCGUCUAUCUGGAUAUUUAUACAUUCGAACUAGAUGGGCAACACUACCAGGAGAACCUCCACCUUUAGAUGAUACUGAAGUAGAUGAUUGGCUUCCUCGUUUUGUCAUUCUCCAUGGAGCAUGUAUAUUUUUAUAUUUGUUGUGUACAGACCUAAGCCCCCAGGACUCAACCCUUCUAUCUGAUAUUGUUGAAGUUGGAAGAUUACCAUGUUUUAAGCGAGAAGAUGGUGAAAUUCAAUAUGCCUUUUAUAUUUUAACUCGUCAUGGAUUGCGCUAUGAGUGCUCAAGCAAUUCUAAAAUACAGGUGGACUCUUGGUUAUCGGCUUUACAAAGUGACUGCAAAUUGGAAUCUGAUACAUUUUGUAAAGCUGACUGCAAACUGGAAUCUGAUACAUCAGUUCCCAAUGGUUCGAUUGAGAUGUAACAUAAUUACACCUUGUUUGGCAUAUAACUUUGGUGUACUGAGCGUGGUUGAUGGCUGAGAAACUAAAAGAGGCCUUGUAUAUCUUUUGAAAAGACAGGGCAAUCUGGACCUGGAAAGCUCUUGUAACUGUCAGAAAAGGAAGGACAGAUAGGAGAUCACAUUUUGCCUACAUUUGUGGAGGGUUUGUAGACCUAAUCUGUUGUAAUCUGCAAUGCCCUAGCACCCUUUUUUGUUGCCAUAGGCAUAGGUACAAUUUGUAAAUCACCAUCCAACCAGUAACCAAUGGGAAAGCAGUAGUUAAGGAACAUAUGAAACGGGAACCAUUUGAGGUGUUUGUUUCAAGAUAGAAGAUUUCAUUCCCGUGAAUAACAUUCGUUACAUGCGAGUAAAUUAGAUUUAAUAUUUUUCAAAA
Messenger RNA from Glycine soja, 1721 nucleotides. RefSeq lists its product as uncharacterized. The record is from RefSeq and is a predicted model, not a curated record. Lineage: Eukaryota; Viridiplantae; Streptophyta; Magnoliopsida; Fabales; Fabaceae. The transcript has 11 exons. The coding region runs from base 323 to 1309 and encodes 328 amino acids.